This is a messenger RNA of Anopheles arabiensis, 11119 nucleotides long. Its product is annotated as neural cell adhesion molecule 2-like. The record is from RefSeq and is a predicted model, not a curated record. Bases 1259 to 2719 code for a protein of 486 amino acids. Gene Ontology annotation, molecular function: protein binding. NCBI's taxonomy places the organism in Eukaryota, Metazoa, Arthropoda, Insecta, Diptera, Culicidae. The transcript has 7 exons. Gene Ontology annotation, cellular component: neuron projection.
GUGUUCAAUCGCUUGCGGAGUGUCAUUCGGUUCACCAACUCGCAACGUCCAGGGCACGUGAAAAGGGAGCGUACGGCACGCGAUCGAGAGUGUCAAUUUUCUAAUCAGAAAAGUGUGUGUUUUUUGUGUGUGACGGAAGUGCAACUAAGCAGUGUGAAGCAGUGUUAGCUGGGGAAAAGUGCAUCUUGGGUGGUCGUGUGCGUGUGUGUGUGUGUCUGUGUGUGUACAUUGAUUGAUCGAUUAAAAUUAACGCGUGUGUGAUCUGCAGUCAAACCCGGGAACCAGUCGAACGCCACGACACGAAGAUUGAAGAUUGAUGGUGAGCGAAAUUAUCCACUUUGCAGCCAGGGUGUUUGUGGCGUGCGCCGGUCGACUGCAGGAGAGGAACCAGGAACCGAGGGGCUGUACACCGAAACGAUAAUUCAAUUUAUUUCGACAACGACGUCGUGCGAGACAGAAAGCCAUCGAGCCCCGGACGGAUUGUUCCAGCGAGCAACGGGCGGGUGCUCGAGUUAGUAGUCCCUCAAAGUCGGGUCGGGUGAGUUGGGUGGCGUUUGUGGCGUGCUUCGUUCGACUAAUUAAGAGUGUCCGGCGGUCGGUGCAUCUUUGCCGGUGGGGGGGACUGUCUUUUGAAGUGGUGCUUUGUCGGUGUCGGUGUUUCGGUUUAUCGGUCGGUUAUUGAACCAAAAAGCCUCAAUCGAGUCGUGCCAAAAUUGUCCAACAAUCGGCCAUCGAUCGGAGUGACACAAUCAAGGAAGUGGUGCUAAAUUUUACAAGUGUUUUCGGUGUGUCGGUUUGUGUAUGUGUGUGUGUGCGUGUGUGCCUCUCUGGACUGGAUUCGAUAAUGAGAAUAUAAUCCAAUUAAAGUGUCCCCGUACGUUAAGCGAGCGAAAUAGGAAAAGCGAAGGUGUCACCUGCGUGUGCGUGUGUGUGUGUGUGUGUUUGUUCAUUACAUCGACCUGUGUAUUAAAGCUUUCCCUCUGUAUAUUUUUUGCAAAAUAAAACCAGAAAAUAAACAGUGAGUGAUCGUGCCAUAGCAAAGUGUUUCUUGGAAGCCAGAAAGUGAAACAAAACAAAAAUCCAUCAAAAUUAGUGCUUAGUGGUUUGGUGUUGCCAUAACACCAUGCUACAGGAAGUGCAUAACGUGUGUUAAUAUACCAGUGCCCGUGUCCAUUCACCAGCGGAACAGGGAACAGCAAACGACCGCGGAAGGGAUAACUGCCAACCACGCCAGCAUUCGUGUCCAGCUGACCAAACAAUGAUUACUCCCCGGAUUACCAUGACACGGAUGCAGUUUGGAUUCAAUUUCCUGCUGCUGAUUGCCGCAUCCUCGAUUAAUGGCAAUCAACAAAUCUCGAAAAGUGACGCCCUGAAGCUGACGCCCGAGGAGGAGAUGGCCCACUUCGUCAACCAGUCGCGCAUGGUCACCUGCAGCCAUCCGGACCAUCCGGAGGUGCGGCUCAAGUGGCGCAAUCCGAAAAAUGCCAUCAUUAGCGAAACCAAGGGCCGGGUGCACAUCGAGGAUAAGGGCGACUCGCUCGCGCUGAUAUUCGAAGCGAUUGCCCGCACCGACCAGGGCAACUGGACGUGCGAGGUGGACGUCGAGGGGACGGCCACUGCCACCGAGGGUCGGGUGACCGUGCCGGCGCUACGAAAAUCCUUUAAAAUGAUCGUUUACGAGCCCAUCUCGUUCCGGGAUACCAACACGGUGCAGACGGCGGUCGAAGAUAAGGACGCGACCAUCCGCUGCGAGGUAAAAGGACAUCCGGAACCAUCCGUUUCCUGGUACUUUAACGGCCAACCCCUGUUCUUCUCCAACAACGGACGGUACAGCAAGCUGGCCGACGGUAUGUCCAUCAAAAAGGUAGUCCAGAACGAUAGCGGCGAGUACACGUGCAAAGCGUUCCAGAUCUCGGCCACCGGUAGCAGCUUCGAGGAGAAGACGAUUCGCCUCAACAUCAAACACAAACCGUACAUGCCACCGUGGAAAAAAUCCAUCUCGGACGCGUACGGGUACGUCGGUGGCAUGGUGAACCUUACCUGCGAAGCGACCGCCGAACCGCCGGCCAACUUCAGCUGGUCCGCCAACAAUAAAAAGCUCACCCCGAAAAGCCACAUCAUUUACAACGGGCGCCACGUGUCGAUGCUGCAGAUCAUGAUAAAAACCAGCAGCAUAUUCGGCAAGUACAAGUGUGAGGCGAAAAACGAGCUCGGGUCAGUGACGCAAGAGAUCCACCUGAAGGAAGGCACCAAACCCGAUCCACCGAGUCUGUUUCAGCUGCGCGGUGUCAACUCGGACACGCUCGACAUCGACGUCGGCGCUACAAAGUCCCAUGACAUCCCGCCCGACCCGACCACCGUCAUCGGGUACCGGUUCGAGCUGAUGCCGACGGACGAAUACUUAAAGUCCCGCUCGUGGGACCACGCCAGCCGACGUGACUUCGACGUGGCCGACGGUGCCACCUAUCUGCUCGUGCAGCUCAUACCCGACACCAAGUACCUCAUCCGGGUGGCGGCCCGCAACGCGGCCGGCCUGAGCGACUGGACCGAGGUGAAGGAGUUCUCGACCCACCCGGUGCAGCCGCACGGUACGAGCGGCUCCUGUGCCCAACCCACCGACGCGUGCUUCAAGUUCGUCUGGCUGCUGGCCGUGGCGCUCCCGGCGGCCCUAUCCAUCACGCAUCACCGGUUUGCCGACCUGACGAAGGGACGGUUUUAAAUCCCCUCCCCCUGCAAAACCCCCCAGAGUUUCCCCAUCGGUUCGCGAAACGUAACCUUAAUGCGGGGAAGCUAAUGCGUUGGUGGGUGUACAUUCACGCCCACACGGGAAAUUAAACCAAAAAAAAAGGUAAGGGAGAAAUUGGCUUCACAUCGACAAACACUUUGCCACACACACACACACAACUGUCUUCACACGUGCGUUUACGCCAGUUCGGGUGCUUCCUACACACCAACACACCAGGUUGCAGGCGAAUGAUCGAUCGGGCAUGAUGACGAAAUCCCCGCAUCGCAAGCGGCGCGUCCGUGAGUGGCGUCGUACAUGAUGAGAAAAGUUUUUAGUGUCACUUUACGGAAAUUACACUCGUUUAGCGCGCGAUGGUAGUUCAUCUUCUCCUUAUGACAUACACAUACACUCACCAGCACGAAGAAAAUGUUGCGUAAGGCUCUAAUGCAUCAUCCAAAAGUGGUACUGUAAGAUCAGAAAGAGGAGCAAAAAACAUCUCCAGCAUCGGACGUAAAAUCGCAUUUCAUUGAGAAACAGAGAUUUAUGGCGACAAAAAGAAACAAACAUAAACACUAUUAAAAACGAACGUUGUAGUGCGGAUUGCCAGACUUCAGGCGCAUCGUAAAUGCAAAUUGAAUUCGUUGCGCUUAACAGUAUGCAAUGCGCAAGUAAUGAAGGCUCCUUUAUGCACAGUAAACUCGGUACAGAGAUACACAUGGAAGGACACACCAACACACAGAAACACAUCCCUAGAGCCAAAGAAAACCCGUCUCCCUUUAGAAGUUUAGAUAAGUAUCGAAGAAGAAGAAGAAGAAGAAGAAGAAGAUAACAUUUCCGUAUGUUUUUACGUGUAUAUUAACUAGUUGCAGGAUGCAGAGUGUACGAGGAUGUGUUCACAAAAACACACUCCGAGCAGAUAGUGUGCGUAUGUGCGUGCGUGUGCGUGUAUAGGUAAUACAAAAAAGUUACUAUAGAUAAAAAGGGGUCCCACGGGGGGACUAACUGCACUAGCUAGAAGAUAAUUAUGGCCUGUUGUGUUUUUGAUAUCUGUUUAUGAAUGGCAAGAACGUUACACCCUUCACCCUCUUCCCCCGCGUAAUAACGUGUUAAGAAGGAAGGAAUUAAUAGAAAACAACACCCACACUCACUGUUCACACUAGUGAUGUGCUCUCUGGAGCGCGCACCUACGACUCCGAUCUGACUCCAACUAUUGUUAGUCCAAUUCCGACUCCGACCAAAUCGGAACCACUAGUUCCGUCUGGAGUCGUAGUCGCCCAGAGUCAUCCGAAGUCGCCCGGAGUUGUACAGAGUCGUUCGGAGUCGUUCGAGGUCGGCUGUAGUCGUCCAGAUUCAUUCGGAGUUGUCUGGAGUCUGCUCUAAGUGAUCUGGAGCCGUCCGGAGUCAUCCGAAGUCUGGAUAAUGCUGGACGCACCUACCUUCCAAAAUUUUCAACUCGGUCCCAAAACUUUUGGAUUCGGAUGGGAAUCGAUCCCGGAUGUUUGCCAACUGUACACAUCACUAGUUCACCCACAAGCAAAACCCCCAACCACACCUUCCGAGGAGAAAUGCGCAACUUUAUUGCAUCGUCACCAGCCGUUCGCCAGUUGUUUUCCCGCAGCAAGAACUCCCUGCCAAGCAGGAACUUUUCCUCCCAAAAGCCUUCCACUCAAUUAUCGUGCGGCGAGGAAAACAUGAAAAAGAAAAACCAGUGCUUCGUUUAUUAAAUUCUUGACCUCCUUUUCUCGGGAAUCAACUCAUUAGCUGACCGUGUCCGUCGCAGGCGUGUCGGCGGUGCCGGCAUCGUUUUGGGCACUCACAGACACUCACAUAAUCCACCGUACUGGCUGCACCUGCUUACCUGCUGCCUAGCGAAAGGAACUACCAACACCCGGACCCGGGCAGGCAGCCGCAGGAGGGGAAAAUAAGUUGCUCCUAACAAUUGGUUUAGCUUCUUGCUGUAGCGACCCCGCUGUAGUGUUUUAUGUCCGCGCUGUCCGGAUUUUGGAGCGAGCGAUCGUUAGCGAAAACGAACUCUAAUCCUUCUCCGACAUUCAAGCGCAAGCGGAAGAGUGUUCUGAGCUGGCCUGGAGAAAACAGGAACGAGGUGCUAAGUCGUGAGACGUUGCAGUGUUUCCGGUAGGUUGUUGCAGUUGCUGCCAACUGACGACCACUGAUACAAAAGACACACAGCAGCAGCAGCAGCAAUCUGUGCAGCAAGGGUGCAUCUAGAUGCGCCGCCCGCCUUCUUUGCAGAUGCAAUUAACUAGAUAAAAAGGUUUCAAUUCUACACCGCGCCACUUUUCGGGAAAAGAGAUGCUGAGAUACAGAGAUGUCGCAGCGAAUGGAAUGCUUUCAGUGUUUCAUUUGAGUCGAAUGGCUUCGGUGUUUUGAGAUCUUCUUUUUUUUUGCUGUACGUUCUAUUUAAGUUUCAUUCGACAUGAAUUUUGCACUUCGUUGACACAUUUCCAUCUUUGGUUUGGUGGCUUUCGGGGACGGUCGGGGAGGAGACCUUCAUCCUUCUUCUUUAUAAUUUUUGUUCUCGUUGCUAGUUUCAGUUCUCUCUUACUCCUGUUUCCACUUGCAAGAUGAAUAAAUAUAAAAGUCCCACCGGGUUGGGAGCAAAUCGGCGAACUCCUGCAUGGACAGUCACGCUGUUUUCGGUGGGAAUUCCGCUUCAUCAGCAUUCCCGUUUUCCAACCCGUUGCGGCCACACAAGAAAUCUCGCUCAUAAACAACGGCACAUUCACAUUCGCAGUACGAUAGCAGUAGAAAGCUUGACAUACACACACGAACAGAGCAGAAAGGAAACGGAAAACGGAAUAGUUUUCUAUUUAAAACGGAAACGAUGCGCUCGCUUCCAGUUGCCGUCAGGAAUGGAAAUUGCACCUGCACGCGCUGUUCCGGCUGUCCGUGCGUUGCUAUCAUAUGCGAACCACACGGACUGCACGGUUGAGAGAUUGAUGCUACAGCUUUUGGUGUUGUUUUCGGUCCGAGUUUUACUUAUACUUUUUCUGAGCUUUUUUUUGCUUUUUCUCACAAAACAACCAACCAAGCGACAUCAAACGAGCGGCUGCAUCUAGAUGAAGAGCACUUUUUUCACUUAUUUCUGUCCACUGAAUCGGUCUUGCCGGUCGCUUUAGAAUGCAAAAUAUGCGAGAGUCUGCAAGUAAAAACUGUCCUUAAAAGAAGCAAGGAAAAGAAGGGAGAAAAAACAAAUCAUUUAAAUUUCAUAGCCGCUCUUUAAAAAAAGAUGAACAAAAAGCAAAAAGAUGCGAAAAUUGGGGCAAACACAUUUUAAAUUCACUCUCCAACUCGCCAUUCCUUUACGGACGACAAAUUUACUGGCUCGCCCCAGUAACUCCGCAGGAAAAUGCAUUUCAUCUGCACGAAUAACACCUCCAGCGCGGAGGUUGAGCACGCCGCUUCACGCCACAAUAAUUGCAUUUCACUUAUUAAAUCAACCCAAUUUUGCGCGUUCCUUCUGUCGCUGUCACGUUGAACGCUCGCAAAAGGAAGAGAAAAAAAAACAACGUCCCAGAGCGAAAUAAUAAAUUGAUCCGCGUUCGGCUUUCGGCUCGCACCCGAAAAGUGCGCACAUAAUCGAAUGCAACGUGCAUUAUGUGCAGCGGGGAGGGCAAAGGCGUUAUUGUUUAAAUACAACGCUUCCCCUUGUGUCGCAGAGCGCGAUCGUUUCACCUUCAGUGUCACGUGGCGCGUUCCGAAAGUUUAAAUUAAAAUUUUUGUUUUUUUUUUCUCGCUGCUCACCGUCACCGUCGCUGCGUGCAAAGUGCAAUGAAGAAUCUACGGGACACAGCAAGGUGCACGCGCAAGGGUGAAAAGCGUUGAAAAACUUUCCGCACAAGAUUCGCCGUGUCGCUUGCAGUCGCUUGUGCCGUUAUAAAUGCGCUCUUGCACUUCAUCGGCUGACGAUGAGCCAGCGCGCGCGCGCGCUCGGAAAGGGCAUUAAAAUAACUUUUAUGCUUAUCAUUUUAUGCAUCGAUGCGAGCCAUCUUCUGGACAAUCUUUUCCACCCCAGUGUUGUGUUGAAGCGCACCAUCGCAUCCUUUCGACAGGACGAUGGAAGUUUCAACAGGGGGCUAUGAAUUUCUCCUGCUCACAGCAUGAUCAUGCGAUGAUGAUCAUAGUUAUGAUGCUCUAUUGCUAUCUGUUUUUUGCAGCAGAUGACAAGCAAGAAGGAGCGUUUAUUCUUUUUUUAGAUGACUUUUAACUCCCCGUCUGAAAAUGGGAUAAGCAAAUUUGCGAGCUGAAACAGAAUGGAGCAGGAAAUUUAAAUUAAACCCAACUUCCACUGGAACUGAACGCUCAUCUGUCGAUGAGAUGGAGAUGAUCCUGUUUUCAGCCCUUUCUUUUUUUUUAAACAAAACCAAAUAAGUUGUUCCGGGACCGCUUUGACGUGUUUGUUUGCUUCGAUUCUUAUGUGUUAUUGGUUCUGUUUUUUGUGUGUGUUUUUUUGCAUGUUCCAGUUCUAUUUUAAUCCCUUACAUUUGUAGGCUUUAUUCUAUUUUUUCGACAGCAGGCGAACCGAAAACAAACAAACAACAACAACAAAAGCGGAGUGUUAUAGAAAAUUGAAUAUCGCGAUUAAAAACCAUUUCCAACUAGCCCACAAACCCCCUGGAAGGAUCGACAUGGGGGUAUGAAUGAUAGUGAAACAAACACGAAAAAGAGAGAAAAAAAAAGCUCCAAAUGGCCAGCCCGAUCACGAAUUGAUUUGACCAUAACCGGGCAGACGGGCCGAAUAUUGCACAUUGGCACAAACGAACCGAAACGUGCAAGGAAACCCAAAAACCGAAAAGCGGAACUCCCUGCAGCACUCUGUACCACAGGCGAGAGGACGUGUGCAUACGUUCAGAAAAAUCCUCAAACACACACGCACGCACACACACACACUGCUUUUCCGUUUCCGCUUACGGUGGAUCGCGUUUUGUGUUUGUGUGUUUUUAUCCUUGUUUGGUUAUGUUUUUUUUUUGUUUCGGUCAUAUUUCGAGCUUCCAUUAUUUUUAUUGAACCGAACAAGCGUUGUUGUGGUGUGGGUUAAAGUUGGGCGCUAUCUAAAGCGUAAGGAUGUUAUAGUUCGAAUGCUAUCAUGGAGCAAAACAAAAAAAAGGGCGCGGCGCGAGAGUUGGCAAACCGACACGGCGAAACGAGUGGCUAUUAAUUUAUUUAUCAUUUUGCUUUAUUUUAAGAGCUACAGUCGUGUGUGUGUGUGUGUGCAGGCGGUAGAACCGGCGAGAUACGCUUAACUCAGCUGACAGAACCCCUUUAUUUGCGCUAUGACUAACAAGGUGUUUACAGAGGGGUUUUGGGAACUUUUUGCCAUACAAAUUGCAUAAUUUUAGACGUUUUAAGGCGUUUUAUUAUACUUUAUUUGAUUUUAUCAACAAAAGAAGCGUAAAUUAUCAAACAAAAUUCAUUUAUGUAUUUAACUUAACAACAUGCCCGUCAUGGGUUCAACCCCCAAAUAGUCCGUGCCGCCAUACAUAGGACUGACAAUCUUGCUAUGGGAGGAAAUCAAAAAGUCACUGAAAGCCAAACCCGCAAGUGGUACAGGUAGGCCUUGACCGACAGCUGUUGCUGAGCCAGAAGAAAAAGAAGAAGAAUUCAUUUAUACUUCGCUCCUUGACAAGGAUUUUACCGAUCAAAAAAGCCUUUAUUGCACCUUAAAAAGCCAGGGACUGUUAAGGGCUCGCCAAAACAAAAAAUCCACACAAUAAUCUGCACGCAUUCUCGCUUCCGGAUGUUUGGGCCGGGUUCCUUCUCGCACUACUUUUUUCCCACGAAAUCGCCACGAAAUGAUUUAUUCAUCACAAAACGAGCCCCGUUACCCGUUUUGUGUUAUCGACAGCUUUCACAGAACAAGAGAUGUUCCUCUCCGCUGCUUUUAGGUUUUACCUUCGUGAAUAAUUACAUUUUUGUGUAUAACAACCACGUACGAACGUGUCCUUCCCUACAAGGCCUUUUUUGGGAAGCAUUGUGUGUGUGUUAACGUGAGUGUGGAGCAUCUUUUUUUUUGCGUGUGGGACAGGGGGUUACGAAAAUGUGUUACGCAGGUAAUUUCCAAUACUAUAUGCUGUGAAUAAUUAGUGCCAUACACGCGAAAAGCACGAUUAUCGUUGUAAGCUCGCUGCUGCUCUGCUGCGUACGUAGCAAAUGUGUAUUUGCUUGCCUCUGGAUCUUAAGCUCAUCUUACUCGUUGUUCUUGUGCGAUCAUUUAUACCUACGACACGUGAUAAGGAUAAGGAUGGAUGGUGUUUCCUGCAAUGAAUGUGAAUAGGUGUAUAAAUUUAACAUAUUUUGAUUACGUUUUGCGCUAAGCUUUCAAUAUUCCGUCUGUUUUUGUUCCCAUUUAUAGUCUCUCUGCAUAUUGAUGCGUGUUGAUUUUCAAUUGCCUAUGAGCGAGUUUCCAAUGAAUUCAAUCAACAUGGCAAUUUGGUGCUAAAUAUAAAACACCUCAAUACUAACCUGAUAUUGAGAAAUGACCUGUCAUUGAGCUUCAUGCAUGCAUUCAGCACUUGUUCUUGUUUGUGUAGAGGUGUAUCGAAUGGAAUAAAAUAAAAUUAAACCAAUUCAUCAUGUGUGUGAGACAACAUACCAAUGAAACAAAAAAAACUGAAACAAAAACCAAUAAAAUCACUUCAUUAAUCGUGAACGACAUCGAUCAUCAAAUGCGCUGUCCGAGUUGAUAGAGACUAAUAGAAGGUCAGCCUUCUGUUGUGUUGUGUUCAAUUCUGUGUUUUCUAUCAUUAUCUCUCCCACUACCAACCUUCCGCACUCCCGCACCAGCGCCGUUAUCACGAAUGGUUAAUUAUGAGUAAAUAAAAUUUGGAUUAAAUCAACCAUAACUCAUCCGUCGGGUGUGUUCCGCCGGGCCAGAGCUGGAUAUAAUCAGUAGCGAUAGAGGAAGAAAAAAAAGGGAGUGGGAACCGAAGCCAACAUUACUGUAGGGCAAUGCAAUGACCUUACCUCUCCCUGUUUUUUUUUGCACCACCCUCGCGUCACGGCACCCGGAGUCACGCAGUACACACAGAGGUUAAUUUAAUUAUUUAUCCUCCAACUCGGACACACACACUCAGAGGAUCGAUACUAGGCGUGUCGGGGCCGGUGCAGCGAAAGAAGUGAAACACAAUGAAUUGAAAAAGAGAUAGAGAGGGAGAAAGCGAAAAAAAGAAGUGAAAUAAAAUGCUUCCCCAAACCCUUUCGCUACCUUUCUGUGCCCUCCGCGCGUUUGUAAACUGACACUGCGGACGGGCGCUAUGGUUGUUAAUUGCUAGUAAUUAAAAUUAUUAUCACCACCAAGCACAAGAACGGGUGACGAGCGGGCGAAGGGAAUGCACAUUCUCACACCCUCUUCAUGUCGUUGCAUCAAAUGCAACAAAUUAUUAAACAAUCAAAACCGAACACACCGGGCAAAAGGGAGCCGAAUGGAAAGGGGAAUUGCGAGAACGAGUCAUAUGGUGCAAUCAGUGCCAUACUUCUGGUUGAUUGAGUGCGACCAAGAUAUACGGCUACGGCUGCAAUCUGGUCCAACUGCAAUCUGUAUUGCAGUUCACAGUACCAUUUGCUUAUUUAUAGAAAGUGUUUUUUUUUUUUCACUAAAAUGAACUGAACUUUCCGAAGAAAUAAAUACAGAAAAUAAAAAUAAGUAAACACCACAAGAAACACACACAUACAAACACACGAAUAGAUCAAAUCAACAGUUAAGCAUUACUAAUCUACUACUCCUUCUCCUUUCAAACCCCCAUAAUCAUUAAACUGUGUAGUGUAAACGAAUACUAGCGAAGGAAUGAAAAGAGAUGGAUUUGAGAAAUUAAACGAAACAGAAACGGAUACGUUGUAAGAUGUAAAACCGAAAAACUAAAUCAACAAGACUUAUCGAAGGGAAAGAAAAAGAAGAAGAAUAAAUAAAAACAAACUUAGAAUUUGUAAAAAAAAAAAACAACAACAACAACACGGCAAACCGAAACAGGAGAUUAAAAUUAAAAACUUCAAUAAACCGUAAAACGAUGCAUAACUAGACGAACGGUGAAGAAGAAAGUAGCGAACGUUAUUGAUAAACUAAUUACACAGCACGGCAAGCAGGCGGAGGAGGAGAGGAAGAAGGAGGAUGCUUUUCACUAGAACUGUCGUGUUCCACAAUCGAUAACCACCUUGGGAGGAAAAAACGAUUCCGGUGGGUGGCACUGGUAAAUGAAAGAGGAAAAGAAAAAAUAAAAAAGAGAGCAAAACCCAAAACAAAACAAGAAGUAAAGAAGAAACAAUCGGCUAGCAUUAAAGUAAAAAACGAAACUGUAAACCAAUAGAAAAAGCAAACAAUUAAACUGAACGAGAAUUGAGAACGAAAUAAUAAAUCCAAACAACAACAAACAAACCAAA